AUGAGCAAAGCGAUUGUCACCACCGGAUCAACGAGAGAGGUACAUAAUAAACCUUCAUUGGCUCACCCAUCUAUCGGGGCAGAGGUACAUAACAAACCUUCAUUGGCUUACCCAUCUAUCGGGGCAGAGGUGGCACAUAAUAAACCUUCAUUGGCUUACCCAUCUAUCGGGACAGAGACACAUAAUAAACCUUCAUUGGCUUACCCAUCUAUCGGGGCUGAGGCACAUAAUAAACCUUCAUUGGCUUACCCAUCUAUCGGUGCAGAUGCACAUAAUAAACCGUCAUUGGCUUACCCGUCUAUCGGGGCAGAGACACAUAAUAAACCUUCAUUGCCUUACCCAUCUAUCGGGGCAGAGGUACAUAGUAAACCUUCAUUGGCUUACCCAUCUAUCGGGUCAGAGGCACAUAAUAAACCUUCAUUGGCUUACCCGUCUAUCGGGGCAGAGGCACAUAAUAAACCUUCAUUGGCUUACCCGUCUACCGGGACAGAGGCACAUAAUAAAACUUCAUUGGCUUACUCGUCUAUCGGGGCAGAGACAAAUAAUAAACCUUCAUUGGCUUACCCAUCUAUCAGGGUAGAGGUACAUAGUAAACCUUCAUUGGCUUACCCAUCUAUCGGGGCAAAGGUACAUAGUAAACCUACAUUGGCUUACCCAUCUAUCAGGGCAGAGGUACAUAAUAAACCUCCAUUGGCUUAUCCAUCUAUCGGGGCAGAGGUACAUAACAAACCUUUAUUGGCUUACCCGUCUACCGGGGCAGAGGCACAUAAAAAACCUUUAUUGGCUUACCCGUCUACCGGGGCAGAGGCACAUAAUAAACCUUCAUUGGCUUACCCAUCUGUCAGGGUAGAGGUACAUAAGGCACAUAAUAAACCUUCAUUGGCUUAUCCGUCUACCAGGACAGAGACACAUAAUAAACCUUCAUUGGCUUACCCGUCUAUCGGGGCAGAGGCACACAAUAAACCUUCAUUGGCUUACCCAUCUAUCGGGGCAGAGGUACAUAGUAAACCUUCAUUGGCUUACCCAUCUAUCGGGACAGAGGUACAUAGUAAACCUUCAUUGGCUUACCCAUCUAUCGGAGCAAAGGUACAUAGUAAACCUUCAUUGGCUUACCCAUCUAUCGGGGCAGAGGCACAUAAUAAACCUUCAUUGCCUUACCCAUCUAUCGGGGCAGAGGUACAUAGUAAACCUUCAUUGGCUUACCCAUCUAUCGGGUCAGAGGCACAUAAUAAACCUUCAUUGGCUUGCCCAUCUAUCGGGGCAGAGGUACAUAAUAAACCUUCAUUGGCUUGCCCAUCUAUCGGGACAGAGGCACAUAAUAAACCUUCAUUGGCUUACCCAUCUAUCGGGGCAGAGGUACAUAGUAAACCUCGGUCGACUGCUGGGAUAUUGGAGUUCAACACCAGCAAUAACCAAUAA
Molecule: messenger RNA, 1419 nt
Organism: Macrosteles quadrilineatus (aster leafhopper)
Lineage: Eukaryota; Metazoa; Arthropoda; Insecta; Hemiptera; Cicadellidae
Product: adhesive plaque matrix protein-like
Exons: 3
Coding region: 1-1419 (472 amino acids)
Source: RefSeq, a predicted model, not a curated record